AUGGCGACGCAGACGCGCAGCCCGCUAUCCUCGCCAGGAUGGGGAGCUGCACCACGUGUGCGGCCGCCCCUCCAAGUAUGCCGAGUUCGUCAGUCCGUCAGUUCGCCGGUGGGCACCGCAAGUCAGGACCCCAUCUUCCACCCCGCCUCCCACCUCCCGGCCGCCGCGCGCCUCCCUUCCCCGGCCGCGGCGCGCCUCCCACCUCCCGGCCGCCGCGUGCCUCCCUUCCUCGGUCGCCGCGCGCCUCCCUUCCCCUGCCGCCGCGCACUGUCGACGGCGGUGCGCCUAAUUUCAUCGCUCUAUGGCUCGGUGCUCACCUCAACGGCGCCGCGGACGCAGUGGCGCUACUGCAUCGCCUCCUUCCCGUGCUUACAGGUUGGCCUCCUCCUUAGCCCCUUCUGCCCCGAGGAGGACAACAUCCAGCACAGACCGUUCACCGCCACUACCCCGGGCAGUUCACCACUGUCACCCUCGGCCAUUCACCCCUGCUCCCGACUUCCCUUCCAUUCCUCAGGGUACGUCCAACGACAACGAGCAGGCGGCAAGUGUAUUGAUGAGCAGCGGGACGGUGGCAUGGAGCAGUUGAGUAGUGCUUAUAAGCUUGACAUCUUUGAUGAAUCCAACCCAAACUGAAGCAUGUCGGUGAGCCGAGGGCUGGGCCAACCGCUGUCGUUUGUCUACCUCCUACCCCGGUGAGCCCAUGCUCUUCUGCUCUUGACGCUUGAGCCGCCUGCAAUUCUUUUCUCUGUUCGAAAAUUCCCAAAUCAUCAGUACUUUGUAUCUGGAUACACCAUGUUAUUUCUGCAAAUUUCCAUUA
Molecule: messenger RNA, 817 nt
Organism: Triticum urartu
Lineage: Eukaryota; Viridiplantae; Streptophyta; Magnoliopsida; Poales; Poaceae
Source: RefSeq, a predicted model, not a curated record